Molecule: messenger RNA, 5474 nt
Organism: Hylaeus volcanicus
Lineage: Eukaryota; Metazoa; Arthropoda; Insecta; Hymenoptera; Colletidae
Gene: cv-2
Product: BMP-binding endothelial regulator protein
Exons: 11
Coding region: 1686-3608 (640 amino acids)
Molecular function (GO): protein binding
Source: RefSeq, a predicted model, not a curated record
CUCUCUCUCUCUCUCUCUCUCUCUCUCUCUCUCUCUCUCUCGCUCUCGUUUCCUCUCGCCCGUUACUUGCCGAUUUUCUUCUCCCUGCAAUUCUCAUUCUCGAGACGGCGCGCUCGAGUGUAGCCUCGCGGUUAGCUCACUCUCCUUCGUUACGUCCGUGGAAUCACUGCUCGGCGAUCAAAACAAUCCCCGCAAAAUAAUGGUAGGAGUAACAACUUGUUUGUAGGAACGUGUCAAACAUUAGUACGGUCUGGAUCGGUUCUAAUAUCUUGGGUAAUAUAGAAACGACUGUAACGAGAUUAAACAUCAUCUCGAUGAAAAUCGCUCAUCACUUUUCAACAGCAUCAUUUCUUCUCUCGAGCUACGGGCGUCGACUUUUUUGGUAAAAAAUUAUUCUCAGCCGAAAGGUUUGUGAGACGAUAAUUGAUUAUUGCAUAUUGCAUAUAUAUAUAUCAAGGUCACAUCUUGAGAGAUCUUAAACUGAUCGGUACUUUCUAGAAUACAUCUCUGAAGUGGAUACAUGUGAUACGUCGAUCGGAAGUAGCCAUACAAAGUAGUCCCCAAACGUAAACAUAGGUGUUAUCGAUAGCGGUAACCGAAGACGCUCCGUAACAAUUAGACAAAAGUAGAUGUCAUGUAAACGUAAAAUGACACAGAGUUUUUGAAGUUGUGUUCGAAGAGAUCCCGAUAUUCAAAUUGAAAUUUCGUUAGACGAACGUUACGGAUUCGUGAAAUAUGAAUUUGUAUAUUUGUCAGAAGCGUGGCUAGCGGUGGAAGCUGUUGCAUUAUUCGACCUAACCAGCGCAAAAAGUUGGCACACCACCGUCCUAGAGUCCCAUUAAUCUUUUAAUUUUUGAUAAUUGAAUUAGUCCCGUGGCUAGCGCAACGGACAGGAGCACGACCGAGUUGUAGCGUUCUCCCUCUCUUCCUCGAGAACCUUGCAGUUUCUCCACCGCCGUUCUCUUCGCCGGUUCCGAGUGGACCCGGUCUCUAUCGGCUACCUCCUCCCCCCUUCUCUAUCUCCUGGUCGUCCACCGACUUCUCCAGCUUCUCUUGCCGUGCUCCACCGCCGCCACCUCCACCAUCUCCGACGACCAUCUCCGUCGUAACCUACCACUCUCGGACUCUCCAGCGUUCCCUCCCGCCCCCACCCCGCUGCUCCCUCCUUGGCCCUCUAUCUGGACGGGGAACCUCGUUACUCCGGCACGGUGGUGGAAGUCGCAACGGAACUUCAGUGCAGCUGCGACGAGCAGCUGACGCGGAAUCGUUUUGGUUAGUUGCUGCUCGAGGCUCUCCCGUCGCGAACGCACUGGGCCGAUUUUCAAUCGCGACGUACCGCGCGCGCGGUUCAACGCGACCGUUCAGUGCGCAUGCCCGUGUGCUUGUUGCGUGCCUCGAGUACUCGCAGAGAAGCUGCGCGCAUCGAAGCAGACGCGUUUUGGUGCACACCGUCUCGAGACUUUCCCGCACGUCAAAUGAACGGAGCCCCGAUCGACCGCGGCCAAGAGAAAGCAGCCUCGUCAACGCGUCGACGCCGAGUGUCGCGAGAUCGUGGCGAUUCGACGACCGAUCACUCGUCGGCCACGAGCCGAUCCGACGGUGGUUGAGCUCGCGAUACCGCCAUCGCUGCCAACCUCUUCCUAGCUCUCCUUCAAGACGACCAACACCGACUCGGUAAAUCGUCAAUGGCGAAGACAAAUAUGGAGUCGACGCGAGUGCCUUCGAUGUCGUUGACCCUAACUCUGGGUCUGACGUUCCUUUUAUCGGUCGCACAUUGCGGCGCCUCGGAAAGCAUAAUAGGUAGCCGCGAGACCUGCGACGUCGAGGGAGAAGACUUCACCGUCGACAAGAUCCCGAACACCAAGUGUUUCAACUGCAUAUGCAAGAACGGUUUCGUUGAGUGCAGAAAGCAACAAGAGUGCCCUAGCAUCGAAGGUUGCUACACGUUACUGGAGCCACGAGAAGAUGAGUGCUGCCACAGGUGUAAAGGAUGCGUACGAAAUGGGGUCUACCACGAGUCUGAGACGGAGUGGACCGAAGCUGAACCGUGCAGAGUGUUCACUUGCAAGGCUGGAGUGAUCACGGAGUCGCGACUGCAUUGCUAUACACCAUGCUCGAAGCCAAUUCCCCCUGCACCUGGCCAGUGCUGCCCAGUCUGCGCGGGAUGCUACGUGAACGGACAAAUGGUGACGGCGGACAGAUCGGUGACGACGACCGAGGACCCGUGCGUGACUUGCAGGUGCAACGCUGGUCGGCUGAUCUGCGCCAAGCAGGCCUGUCCCGUGCUGCACUGUCCUUCUUCGAGGAUCGUUCACGAUCCCGGCGAGUGUUGUCCUCGCUGCAAAGGCAGCGGAAGGUACUUGUCACCACCAAAGGGAGCGUGCAUGCUUGGAACGAUGAUCUACAAUUCGGGCAAACAGUUUUACGCCGACCAGUGCACACGUUGCAGCUGUUCUAAUUCAGCCGUGUCGUGCGUCAGAGAGACUUGCCCUGUCCACGACUGUCCGAGCGAGCAUCAAAUCAUCCUUCCUGAUCGCUGUUGUCCGCAAUGUCCCGAAGUCGAGGAAAUUCGACCGUCGUGUACAUAUGCCGGGAAGACUUACGGGGAUGGCGAAACUUGGAAGCUUGAUUCCUGCAAGGCAUGCGCUUGCACGCAGGGAAAGGUGCGGUGCGCGAUGCCGAUGUGCCCGCCGUUAAAUCUACCCUGUCCACCAAAUUCGAGGCUGGAACACCCGGAGGGCCAGUGCUGUCCACGUUGCGUCGAAAGCGACGGCGUGUGCACGGUCUUCGGGGAUCCGCAUUAUCGCACGUUCGAUGGAAAGUUUUACAGCUUCAAAGGCGCGUGCAAGUAUCAGUUGGCCAGUGAUUGCUCGAGCCACACGUUCAGCAUUCGGGUGACCAACGACGCCAGGGCGACCAGGUUCUCCGCGUGGACGAAAACGAUCGCCAUAAAGGUGGGCGAUUUGAAGGUGAAUCUCGGUCAGAGGAUGAGAGUGAAGGUGAACGGGAAGAAGGUAGAGGUGCCUUAUCGCGUGGCGAACCGUUUGGAGGUGAAUCGAACGGUGGACAGCAUCGUAGUGAGCACUCAAAUCGGAAUCAAAGUUCUAUGGGACGGGAUUAGUUUCCUAGAAGUCUCAGCGCCGACUUCAUACAGGGGUAGACUGUGCGGUCUCUGCGGAAACUUUAAUUCCCUACCAAAGGACGACUUCACUAACAGACGGGGUAGGUUGUUACAAGAUCCUCAACCGUUUGGUCAGUCCUGGGCGGUAGGAGCCAAGAGAAGUUGCGUCAGGCCGAAGCACACGGUUAAUCACGACAGAGAAAGACGUUGCAGAGGACGAAAGGAUCACAGGUUGUGCAAUCGGCUGAGGUCGCAGAUCUUCGACGCGUGCCACAAGAAGGUGAACCCUACCAUGUACUACAAGGCUUGCCUGCAGGACAUGUGCGAGUGCCCCAGCGAGAACUGCUACUGCGAGUCGUUCACCGCGUACGCGCAUGAGUGCAAGAGGCUGGGCAUUCAGCUUCCUCACUGGCGGAAAUCGACCAGGUGUCGAACCGGUUGGGACCAGUCACUGGGAUCGCCAGCGAUCGGCCCGCGUUACCCCUGAUCGGUUCGAGUUCGAAUCAGCCGACGAGGAUCGCGUAAACCGAUUCUUGUUUCGUGUUCGUCCAGUCGCGUCGACGCGUCGUGCUCGCGCCCCGUCUACGGACAAAACUCGCCUCGACGUCGACGACGUUCCUCGUGUCGCGGAACGACGUCCUCUGCCACCAGAGAUGGGCAAAAUUCGAAAUUAUGGUACGAGGACUGCUCGACUCGGAAAAUUACCAUUUUUCGGGAAUUACAAGUUCUUCGUUCGAUUUAAGCGAUAGGGUACAACACUUUAUCUACCAGGAGCCUACUUUAAGGGGGUAUCCUGAAUUAGGAGGUCUAAAAAAAGCGGUUUUUCGUGAAUUUUUUUAGAAUGGAAAAAAACAAUUAAUUCUAUUGUGAAUUUUUAUCCUAUUUUUAUACGUAUCUGAAUAGUCUGUACAAAAUUUUCCAACAAGAAAUAUUCGAAUUGAGUCGACCGUGACGCACAUUUGUAGAGCACCUUCACAAUUAAAGCCUCCUAUCGGCGGGAAAGAUGCGGGUCGUAAGUUUGAUUUGUCACAAAAAAAACCAAAACAAAUUUUCAUUUUCAUACAUUUUUCUUCUAUGUGAACUAAGAAACUUCAUACAAAAGAAAUUUUAAACAACUUUUUUAUCAAGUUAAAGUGACUUUUUUCAACCAAAGAACUCGUUCUUUUUUUUCAAACAUGCAGUAACUUCACAUUUCACCAUUUUUGCGGGUUUUUCUUAGCUCGCGUAGAAGAAAAAUGUAUGAAAAUGAAAAUUUCUUUUGGUUUUUUUUUUUAGUCAAACCAAAAUUACGACCUGCAUCUUUCUCGCCGAUAGGAGGUUUUAAUUGUGUAUAUUUGUGAAUAUUUCUUGUUCAAAAAAUUUGUACAGACUACCCAAAUAUGUAUAAAAAUAUGAUAAAAAGUUCGGAUAGAAUUAAUUGUUUUUUUUCCAUCUUAAAGAAAUUCACGAAGAACGGCUUUUUUUUAGACCUUCUAAUUCAGGAUACCCCCUUCAUUCCAUCGUCUACUUACAAGGACCUAUUAACUGUGAUGUUGGCUGUCUACUUAAGAUGCUUAAUUUGAGGAAAGGCCUUUCGAUAUGCCUAGUAAUAGCACGUAAAAAUUAAUAUCGGCCUAGAUAACAUCGAUCUAUACUAAUGUAAAAAAUCCUUUUCUAGGUUGUAGUCUUUUUCUACAUAGGCCAGUAGUUAAAGUGUUAAUUUAGAAAUAACCAAAAAGUCGGGGAUUAUUGAGUUUUACGGUAAAAUCUUAAAUUCUUAUCCAGACGGAAAUAUCGAAUAACCAAGGGGGGAUAAACAAACUUUUUAACUCUUACUCGCUGAAUCGCAAAUCUGCUAUAUUGAGAAAAUCAAUUUCCAACCUUUUUUAUACGCUGGGAUAUACAAUCAGUCCUACAAAUAUUCGUCUGUUGAUGAAAUUUGGUAAAAUCAAAUGGUAGGUGUGAUGUGUUCAAAUAAAUUUUUCAUUAUAAAUAUGUACAUGUGUAAAGUUUAUUUAUGUAUAUAUUUAUAAUGAAUUUAUUUGGAAACAUCGGACUUACCAUUUGAUUUAGACAAAUUUCUUCAGUAGACAUAAAGGGUACGAAUACUUUUGAUGCUCGUGACUUUCUAUGUCUUACUAGAGUCAAAAGAAUUGAAAAGUCUACUAGUAAUUGUAAAAUCUUCCACCAUCUAACUGGAGUUUUUGUUUUAAGGGGUUAGUCGCAGUCAGGAAAAUGGAAACGGACAGUUUCUUGUGUGUUUUUUUUUUAAGAUAUUAAAUAAUAAUUUUUAUUAAUGAAAUAUAAACAUAUUACAAAGUAUGUUUUAAAGAACUACGAAAGAAUUUUCGUUUUAAAAAAAGGUUAAUUCAUU